Carya illinoinensis is the source of this 2056-nucleotide messenger RNA. Its product is annotated as aspartic proteinase-like. The record is from RefSeq and is a predicted model, not a curated record. Gene Ontology annotation, molecular function: aspartic-type endopeptidase activity. Lineage: Eukaryota; Viridiplantae; Streptophyta; Magnoliopsida; Fagales; Juglandaceae. Gene Ontology annotation, biological process: proteolysis; lipid metabolic process. Bases 202 to 1872 code for a protein of 556 amino acids. The transcript is spliced from 15 exons.
AUGGGCAAAAAGUAAAAACAGUGAUGCGAGAUAACUUGCCGAGCAAGUCAGAAGAAUAUGUAUAGGUCGACCGUCGUCCUUCUGCAUGCGAAGAGUACAGUGUUCGAGGUAACGUGGAAUAAAUAAGCCGUACUGAAAGGGUCACAUACAUCCUUCUGCACGAAGCUACGUGGAGAUUUCCUGAACUAAUGUUUCACUUGUAUGGGGGAUGGGAGCUCUAGAUCGACCCUUGUCCUUCGCACGCUUAUUGCAGAUUACUGGAAGAGCUCCUCACUGUCAUGGACUUUGUCCCAAAUCUUUGCCUCUCCUAUCUGGCCUAAAGCGUCGUCAGAGAACUACAUGAGCAUGGGGAUUAAGUUUCUUUUGCUUGCAAUCUGUAUAUGGUCUUUGCCAGACUCCUUGGUUUCUACAAAUUCCUCUGAUGGGCUGUUUAGAAUUGCUCUAAAGAAGCGUUCUUUAGACCUUAAGGAUAUAAAUGCUGCAAGAAUCACCAGUCGAGAGGAUCUUCUUCGAAGAGAUCUUGGUCAUUAUAAUAGUAAUUUCAAUGAUCUGGAAGCAAAUAUAGUAUAUCUAAAGAAUUAUUUUGAUACUCAAUAUUAUGGAGAGAUUGGCAUUGGUACUCCCUGGCAAAGUUUUACUGUUGUCUUUGAUACUGGCAGCUCCCAUCUUUGGGUUCCCUCUUCAAAAUGCAUUUUUUCUAUCGCUUGCUAUCUCCAUUCUAAGUACAGGGCCAGGCUUUCCAGUACCUAUACUAAGAUUGGAAAACAUUGCAAAAUCCCCUAUGGGUCUGGAUAUAUUUCUGGCUUCUUCAGCCAAGAUGAUGUCAGAGUUGGGGACUUACUCGUUAGAAAUCAAGUAUUCUCUGAGGUUACUGGGGAAGGCUUUUUCACAUUCUUAGGCACUGAGUUUGAUGGAAUACUUGGCCUUGGGUUUCGGGAAAUGGCUGUUGGGCUAGUAACACCAGUGUGGUAUAAUAUGUUUGAACAACAUCGCAUAAGCCAGAAAAUGUUCUCUUUUUGGCUUAAUCGAGAUCCAACAUCAAGAUUGGGAGGUGAGGUUGUCUUUGGAGGUCUUGAUUGGAGGCACUUUAGGGGUGACCAUACUUAUGUCCCUUUGACUCGCAACGAUUACUGGCAGAUUGAGAUGGGGGACAUCCUUAUUGAAAAUGAGUCAACAGGAUUAUGCAAGUACGGGUGUGCCGCCAUUAUUGAUUCAGGAACAUCGCUACUUGCUGGUCCAACUGCUGUUGUUGCUCAAAUCAACCAUGCCAUUGGAGCAGCAGGAUUCAUAAACAUGGAGUGUAAAAGUGUUGCUCUCAAGUAUGGGAAUAUGAUAUGGGAAUACCUAAUAGAAGGGAUACGGCCUGAGAUAAUCUGUGUGGAUCUUGGGCUCUGUAUAUACAAUGAGACUCGUCGUGUAAGCCCGAACAUUGCAUCAAUGGUUCAAAAUCAAACUCAGGAGGGGUCAUCCGUUGGUGAGAGUGCUUUCUGUACUUUCUGUGAGAUGAUUGUCUUCUGGGUUCAAGUACAGCUUAAACAACAGAAAGCACAGGAAAAGGUGUAUAAAUAUGUAGAUGAGCUGUGUGAGAUGCUCCCAAAUCCUUUGGGAAAGUCGUUUAUCAACUGCGAUAAGAUGGCAGCCAUGCCAUACAUUUCAUUAACAAUUGGAAACAAAUCCUUCCCCCUCUCUCCAGAGCAGUACACGCUUGUAGUUGAAGAAGGCCAUACCACUGUCUGCCUGAGCGGCUUUGUGCCCUUGGAUGUGCCUACCCCUCAAGGUCCUCUAUGGGUUCUUGGAGACAUUUUCUUGGCAGCAUACCACACAGUGUUUGAUUUUGCUAAUAUGCGGGUGGGAUUUGCAAAAGCUGCAUAGGAUUUUACGUUUGGUAUUAAAGUGAAGCCAGGCAAUGGUAAAAAGCGAUUGUAGAAGGUGUACUGUAUAUGACUCGUUCAAAUAGGUAUACAUACCCUUUUGACUUCCAAUGCAUUAGGGCUUUGUGUAAAUUAGUUAAUUGUUAUGUUUAUGAAUAAACGUGUCACAACUCAGCUUACGGUCA